Messenger RNA from Ilex paraguariensis (yerba mate), 1203 nucleotides. Lineage: Eukaryota; Viridiplantae; Streptophyta; Magnoliopsida; Aquifoliales; Aquifoliaceae. The record is from the annotation of a GenBank genome assembly.
AUGGCUCUCCAAACAGCUUCUUUACUUCAAGCUGCUAUCUCCACCCAUAAAGAGAGGAAGUCUAAUGCUUCCCUCAAGGAGACAUCAUCUCUCUUUGGAGUCUCUGUAUCAGACCCUCUUAGAGUUGAAUUCGACUCUCUUGUCACAGGAAGCAAGCAAUUCAAGAGAAAAGUAUCAGUUGGACCCAUCCGAGCCCAAACGACAACAGCAACUCCAGCAUUCAACCAGUCUGCGCAAGAAGGGAAGAAAACUAUCAGAAAGGGCAAUGUUAUAAUCACUGGAGCAUCCUCUGGCUUAGGUCUUGCCACAGCAAAGGCUCUUGCUGAAACUGGGAAAUGGGAUGUAAUCUUGGCCUGCAGGAACUUUCUCAAAGCUGAGAGGGCUGCUAAAUCAGUUGGCAUUGCUAAGGAAAACUUCACUGUUAUGCAUCUUGACCUUGCUUCCCUUGACAGUGUCAGGCAAUUUGUAGAUAACUUCAAGCGUUCAGGAAAGCCACUUGAUGUGCUGGUUUGCAAUGCUGCCGUCUACUUGCCAACUGCAAAGGAGCCAACUUUCACUGCUGAAGGUUUUGAACUUAGCGUCGGCACUAACCAUCUUGGGCACUUCCUCCUUUCACGAUUGCUGCUAGAUGAUUUGAAGCAAUCAGACUACCCAUCAAAGCGUCUCAUUAUUGUUGGCUCGAUAACAGGCAACACAAACACCUUGGCAGGAAAUGUGCCACCAAAGGCUAACCUUGGUGAUCUGAGGGGACUUGCGGGAGGCUUGAACGGGUUGAACAGCUCACCCAUGAUAGAUGGGGGAGAGUUUGAUGGUGCCAAGGCCUACAAAGACAGCAAAGUUUGCAACAUGCUCACGAUGCAAGAGUUCCAUAGACGCUACCACGAGGAGACAGGAAUCACCUUUGCUUCCCUCUAUCCUGGUUGUAUUGCGGAAACAGGGCUGUUUAGGGAGCACAUUCCCUUAUUUAGGCUUCUCUUCCCAGCCUUUCAGAAGUACAUCACUAGAGGAUAUGUCUCUGAAGAAGAAGCAGGAAAAAGACUUGCACAGGUAGUGAGCAAUCCAAGCCUAACAAAAUCAGGCGUGUACUGGAGCUGGAACCAGAGUUCUGCCUCAUUCGAAAACCAGCUUUCCAAAGAAGCCAGUGAUGCAAAGAAAGCCCAUAAACUGUGGGAAAUAAGUGAAAAGGUUGUUGGAUUGGCUUAA